AUAUCUAAUUCUAAGAGAGUUUUGAGUUCUGUUGUAUCUUGGAGGAUUUUAAAUCCUUAAGGAGAGUGAGAUCACGCUUCAGAACAAUCUUUUAUUCUUUUGCUAUUUAAUAUUUCUUAACAAUCUUAAGGAUUUAAAAUUCCAUAUGGCUCUUCCUAUGAACGCCAACAUCAAGUUGUUGAAUCUAGAUGCAGUUAGAUUGGAUAGGUUCGAUGGCACCAACUACAUGCGUUGGAAGGAUAAGAUGACUUUCCUACUAACAACAUUGAAGGUGUCAUACAUUCUUGAUCCAAAAUUGCAACCUAUCCAAGCAUCGAAGGAAAAUGAUUCUGAAGCAGUGAAGAAUGGAAGACUAAAGUGUGAGGAAGAUGAACUCAUAUGUCAUCUGGUUUCUUCUCCGGUGAAACUUGCUGUCGCUGUUCUUUCGUCGCGGUUUUUCCGUCGCGCCCCUUGUUCUCCACUCCGCACCGGUGCAGUGGGUACAUUGCAUUGUUCUUUGUUGAUCCUUGCCUUUUGGUACAACCUCCAGCCAGUGUUGUCAAAAUCACGUUUUAUAUCAUAAAAUCUUAAGAUUUUACGAUGUUAGUUAUGGAUGCCGAGUAAAAUCGACUUUAAAAUCGGAUUUUCAUAAAAUCGGAUGAUAAAAACGUAAAAGCACGAUUUUUUCGUAAAAUCGUUUGAAAUCUCGAUUUCACUUUCACAAAAAUUGAAGAAGAGAUUUCCAGAAAUUUGCCUCAAGGGAGGGAAAGAUUUUGGACUGCUACGGUGCCGGCGUGUCGCUGUUCACUGCCAUUGCUCACAUCUCACGCACUGGCGGGAUGGAAAUCUAUUUGGUGACCCCAAUCAUGUGGAGCCAACCUUAAAUAAUAGGAUUUGGUUGUUGCUGCUCACUUCUCAAGCAAAGAAGGAUAAAAUUUGUUGCCAGAAAAAGAAGUAGAUAAGGAUCAGGAAGCGAGCUUGAAUGUAGAAAAAUGGUAGAAAAAGAAAGAAGAUGAUAAGGCGAAGAAGGUGAAACUGUGAAACAAUGGAGGGGUACUUCUUUUAGUGGGUAGAAUGUUGACACGUGAUUGGUGUUGGGGUUUGUGCAGUACUAGCUGUUUUUUGGGCAAUGUUAGCUGCUAGGGGCACUCGCCUCCUGCACUCUCCAGCCAACACAUGCUUCUUU
This is a messenger RNA of Rubroshorea leprosula, 1165 nucleotides long. NCBI's taxonomy places the organism in Eukaryota, Viridiplantae, Streptophyta, Magnoliopsida, Malvales, Dipterocarpaceae. The record is from the annotation of a GenBank genome assembly.